AUAGGAGAUGUGUGUCAGUGUGUAGCAUUGUGUCACCCUGUGCAGACAUACAUCACAUAUCACUGCUCCUGUAGGAGUCUACAAUGUAUCAGGGGCUGGAUCACCGCCUCCAAUCCUUUCUCUUCUCUCAUCCCAGGCAUCGCUGAAGCACAGCAGGAAGAGCACAAGCCUGACUGGGACCCUCCGCGUUCAGGUUUUCUGCUGAGGAUCGUGUAAUGACCUCAAAUGUCGUCAAAGCAGCUUCUCCAUUGGCUAGCGCUGUGACAGGUGCGAUGGAGCUGUCUGUGGCUCAGUGGCUUCUCGUCCUCUGUCUGGUGGCUUUCCCUCUCCUCUACGAAUGGAGCAUCUCCUUCAAGUACUUCUGCAAAAUGGCUUUCUAUAAUGGCUGGAUCCUGACGUUGGCCAUACUGGCUAUCCCUAUAUGUGCCGUUAGGGGGCGCAAUGUGGAGAAUAUGAAGGUGCUGCGGUUCAUGCUCCUGCAUAUUAAAUAUCUCUACGGGAUAAAGAUCGAGGUCCGAGGCUGGGAGAACUUCGACAUUAAGGAGCCGUAUGUGGUUGUGUCAAAUCACCAGAGUUCCCUGGAUCUGCUGGGAAUGAUGGAGAUCUUGCCGGGUCGCUGUGUGCCCAUCGCCAAACGUGAGCUCAUGUAUGCUGGCACCGCCAGUCUGGCAUGCUGGUUGGCUGGAGUCAUUUUCAUCAACCGUAAAAAGACGGACGAUGCCAUCAGCGUGAUGACGGAAGCGGCGGAGACCAUGCUGAAGGAGGACGUACGUGUGUGGGUAUUCCCAGAGGGCACCAGAAAUCACAAUGGCUCUCUCCUGCCAUUCAAACGAGGAGCCUUUCACCUGGCUGUGCAAGCUCAGGUCCCGGUUAUUCCCAUCAUCAUGUCUUCCUAUAAGGAUUUCUACAGUAAGAAAGACAAAAGGUUUUCAACAGGGAAGUGUGCAGUGCAGAUCCUCCCGGGCGUGUCCACCAAAGGCCUGUGUGCCGACGACGUUCCUGAACUUGCCGACAAAGUCCGAGGGAUGAUGCUUGAGACUUUUACCGAAAUCUCAAAUGAGCGCACAGGAAAAGAACCUGGCGGUGGAUAUUGAUCCCCCUUCUACCAUCAUUUUAUUGUCAUCGUUGGCCAGGGAACACCCCCCAUACCGGAGACACCAGGAGGAAGGACCCGUCUAGAGGAAGAGGAGAGAGAGCAAAAACCAUUUCAAAACAAAACC
Molecule: messenger RNA, 1220 nt
Organism: Nanorana parkeri
Lineage: Eukaryota; Metazoa; Chordata; Amphibia; Anura; Dicroglossidae
Gene: AGPAT1
Product: 1-acylglycerol-3-phosphate O-acyltransferase 1
Exons: 8
Coding region: 216-1094 (292 amino acids)
Biological process (GO): phosphatidic acid biosynthetic process
Cellular component (GO): endoplasmic reticulum; membrane
Molecular function (GO): 1-acylglycerol-3-phosphate O-acyltransferase activity
Source: RefSeq, a predicted model, not a curated record